CAUCCUCACCUCAGUCCGCACCGAGGCCCCAUAUCUCUCCACCGCCGCAAGCUAGCUCCCUCCCUCUUUUUUAUUUUCUCAUUUUCACGAUUUAAAGAAAGAAGAGUUGGUAAAUUUAAUCAGCGGUCGAUGGGGAAGGACGUGGAGGCCGAGUUCACCGCGAAGGACUACACGGACCCGCCGCCGGCGCCGCUGAUCGAUGCGGAGGAGCUGGCCAAGUGGUCGCUUUACCGGGCGGUGAUCGCCGAGUUUAUCGCGACGCUGCUGUUCCUCUACAUCACUGUGGCGACGGUGAUAGGCUACAAGCACCAGUCGGACCCCAACGUGGGUGGCGCCGACGCGGCCUGCAGCGGUGUCGGGAUCCUCGGCAUCGCCUGGGCUUUCGGAGGGAUGAUUUUUAUCCUCGUCUACUGCACCGCCGGCAUCUCUGGCGGUCACAUAAACCCGGCGGUGACGUUCGGGCUGUUCCUGGCUCGCAAGGUCUCCCUGAUCCGGGCCCUUCUCUACAUGAUCGCCCAGUGCCUGGGAGCCAUCUGCGGCGUGGGCCUUGUAAAGAGCUUCCAGAAGGCCUACUACAACCGCUACGGCGGCGGUGCCAACGAGCUCAGCUCCGGCUACUCCAAGGGGACGGGACUCGCGGCGGAGAUCAUCGGCACCUUCGUCCUCGUUUACACCGUCUUCUCCGCCACCGACCCCAAGCGCAACGCCCGCGACUCCCACGUCCCGGUUUUGGCUCCACUCCCUAUCGGUUUUGCAGUGUUCAUGGUCCAUCUAGCCACAAUUCCUAUCACCGGGACUGGCAUUAACCCUGCCAGGAGCUUCGGAGCUGCUGUGAUCUAUAACGAGGAUAAGGCCUGGGAUCAUCAGUGGAUCUUCUGGGUGGGGCCUUUCAUUGGUGCCGCGAUUGCUGCAGCUUAUUACCAAUACGUCCUGAGAGCUAGUGCUGGGAAGCCUUUGGGAUCCUACCGUAGCGGCUGAUCUCUCUUCUUCUUGAACUGAAGAAGAACAGUUAUGGAGCAUAAAAUUGUAGAUAAAAGGCCUGCCUCUACUACUGGGGGUGUUGCUUUGUGCUGCUACAUUGUUCGCAACCAUUGGGAUUUCAUUUACCGGCGUGUACGAGUGCUUCUGGGUGUUGUCAUCUUCUAGCUAAUCGCUUCUCCCUCUUCCACUUCUCUUUGCAUCUGUAAUUAAAUUACUACGUAAGGCUAUGAAAUUUCUAUCCUUUGUCAUCCUUCCCUCCA
Molecule: messenger RNA, 1241 nt
Organism: Elaeis guineensis (African oil palm)
Lineage: Eukaryota; Viridiplantae; Streptophyta; Magnoliopsida; Arecales; Arecaceae
Product: aquaporin PIP2-4
Biological process (GO): transmembrane transport
Cellular component (GO): membrane
Molecular function (GO): channel activity
Source: RefSeq, a predicted model, not a curated record